UUUCUUUACUAUCAAACUAUCAAUUAAAUUCUCUGACUGCGACAUUUUCACACUCCCUACAGUACAUCACCACUCACAGAUGUGAGCCGCUCACUAACCUUUUCAUUGGGUAUAUUCCGUGAGAUUGAACUACAGAGAAUAGCGACAACGUCGAAGCCGCAGCCAUGGAGAACUUUGUCAUUGGCAUCAUUGGCAUGGGGGAUAUGGGGAAGAUGUACGCAAGGCAGCUCAGCGAUGCAGGAUGGAGAGUCAAUGCUUGUGAUAGAGAAGAAAAAUAUCUGGAUCUAGUGGAUGAAUUCUCCAGUAGAAAACAAGUUGGGAUACUACCCAACGGCCACUUGGUCUCGAGAGCGAGCGAUUAUAUCAUUUACAAUGUUGAGGCCGCCUCCAUUGACAAAGUUGUGGCACUGUAUGGGCCAUCAACAAAACAAGGCGCUAUUGUUGGUGGACAGACUUCUUGUAAAUCCCCCGAGAUUGCAGCGUUCGAGGCCCACCUGCCAAAAGACGUUGACAUCGUCUCUUGCCAUUCCUUGCACGGACCCAAUGUUGAUCCCAAGGGCCAGCCGUUGGUCUUGAUAAAACAUCGUGCCUCUCAGGCCAAUUUUGACCGAGUCGAGAAAGUCCUUUCUUGUCUUGGCUCGCAGCAUGUAUAUCUCAGUGCUACAGAGCAUGACCGUAUCACCGCAGACACGCAAGCAGUAACUCAUGCUGCAUUCUUGUCCAUGGGGAAAGCAUGGCAUGCCAACGCCCAGUUUCCAUGGGAAAUUGCGCGUUACGUUGGAGGCAUCGAAAAUGUCAAGAUCAACUUGACCCUCCGUAUAUAUUCGCAAAAAUGGCACGUGUACGCAGGACUGGCAAUACUGAACCCAUAUGCGAAAGAACAAAUACGCCAAUAUUCUCAGUCUGUCACUGACUUGUUCAAGCUGAUGCUGGGAGGGAACAGGGAAGAAUUUGAAAGGCGUAUCAGAGCUGCUGGCGCUGCUGUUUUUGAUGCACAGAAGUCGCAUCAUGGGAUCCUCCUUGAAGACGAAGUCCUUGAUAGGUUCUCACUUGGGAAGAAACCGGACGAACCGACCCCAAAUAACCACCUUAGUCUUCUGGCUAUGGUUGACUGCUGGUCGAGGAUGGGCAUCGUGCCAUACGAUCAUAUGAUCUGUUCGACCCCCCUAUUCCGACUGUGGCUGGGUGUCACCGAAUACCUUUUUCGCCAACCCGCAUUGUUAGAUGAUGUUAUUCGAAUUGCGAUUGAGGACAACACAUUCCGAUCCGACGACCUCGAGUUCACAUUUGCUGCCCGUGGGUGGUCUGACUGUGUGACCUUUGGUGAUUUUGAGUCAUACAAGGAUCGAUUCGAGAGCACUAGGAAAUUCUUCGAACCUAGGUUUGCUGAUGCUACGAAAGUCGGCAACGAAAUGAUGAAGACGAUAUUAAUGAAUACUAUGAGGGAAUGAUCGUAGGAUGGGGUUUAUCAUCUGGUGGGGGGCAGGACCAGAAUGAGGAAUUGGUGGCACUUAACUUAGCGCUUGUCCUAAUGGCUUAUGCACUGUAUGAUUGCCAGUCGUUACUUAGCAUGAAUAAUACUAUAGCAUGCGCAAAUCAUGAAUCAUUUUUGAGCCAGUCAUCUCCCAACUAAAU
Molecule: messenger RNA, 1635 nt
Organism: Pseudogymnoascus destructans
Lineage: Eukaryota; Fungi; Ascomycota; Leotiomycetes; Thelebolales; Thelebolaceae
Gene: TYR1
Product: prephenate dehydrogenase (NADP(+))
Exons: 5
Coding region: 165-1451 (428 amino acids)
Biological process (GO): L-tyrosine biosynthetic process
Molecular function (GO): NADP binding; prephenate dehydrogenase (NADP+) activity; prephenate dehydrogenase (NAD+) activity
Source: RefSeq, a predicted model, not a curated record